CGAUAAAUAAUGAGUUGUUAUAAUGACGCCUAGUUUCUAUGGUCCUUGCACCAAAGCACGCCGACAGUGGACCGCCUUGUCUAUUUUUCUACAUUUGAACAAUAACGUUUGUCAGAUCGAGUCAGUUGUGGAUCGCAGUUAACAUUUGAAGCAACAAGAUCCCAUGCAACCUAGAACUGAUCUGACUGAGACAACUCUACAGCGACGCAGUUCCGGUUAAACGUCAUGUUGGAUUGGCAUUCAGCAACACGGUGAGCGGACUGACUGCUUUACUACAGAAGCAGACCCUUUGAGGGAGCAAGCUACAGAAAUGUCGUUCAUAAUUGAUUGGCUGUACAGAGGAUUCAGCAAUGUAUUACAAUUAUUAGGAUUAUAUAAAAAGUCUGGGAAACUAGUUUUUCUUGGAUUAGACAAUGCUGGAAAAACAACGUUAUUGCACAUGCUUAAAGAUGAUCGACUUGGUCAACAUGUUCCAACACUUCACCCUACAUCUGAAGAGCUGACUAUUGCGGGCAUGACUUUCACAACAUUUGACCUGGGUGGUCAUGCUCAAGCAAGAAGAGUUUGGAAGAAUUAUUUACCAGCAAUAAAUGGAAUAGUUUAUCUUGUUGAUGUUGCUGAUCAUGAACGCCUACUUGAAGCCAAAGUUGAGCUGGAUGCUCUCCUAACUGAUGAAACCAUCUCCAACGUGCCAGUCCUUAUUUUGGGGAAUAAAAUUGAUCGUCCAGAAGCAAUUAGUGAGGAUGCCCUUAGAGAAAUGUUUGGUCUUUAUGGACAAACUACUGGAAAGGGAAAUGUAUCACUAAAGGAGCUCAACCUAAGGCCAAUGGAAGUCUUUAUGUGCAGUGUGUUGAAGAGGCAAGGAUAUGGUGAAGGUUUUCGGUGGCUUUCUCAGUAUAUUGAUUAGUAUAUUUAAUGUUACUAUACAAUUUGUUCACCCUAAAUCCACGAUCCCUUGAUUUUCUAUAUUGUAAUAAACUAUAGUAACCAGGGGUGUUGUAUAUUUUGUUGUCUGAGCCUUAAAAAACAGUGUGUUUAUGGGAUAAGUAUUUUAGAUACACGUUAAAUUAAUGUGUCUAAACGAGGUGAGCGGGGCACAAAUUAACAUGGGGUUAAUUGUAACACAGCUACUUUACAUAGUUUCACAGGGCUAAGCAGUCUGUGCUUUUGGUCAUUUUCUCUUACCAUCAGAAGACAAUCUCCUGUGAAUUUGUGAAAAGUUUUGAUGUUUUCGUAUUCUUGACAGAGUUUUUUGUAGGCAUGAAAGUAAAUUUCUUCAUGAUGUGUUUUUUCCUGAUGUCAUACGAUGUCACCAAAUUCAGCUUUAUAUUAUUUGAAUCAUUGUCUAGUUACCUAAAACAAAGCAUCAUUCUAAAACAAGUAACUGAUAGGUGGGAUUGAAAACGUUUUUUUUUUUUGCAGCGGGGUUAAGCCUCAAUAAUUCAAUGAUAAUAAAAUGAAAACAAUGUAAUUAAAGUAAUAUGUGUAAAAACAUUAUCAGGUAUGAUGGAUUGAUAAUACGAGGAUGGUUAGAUGAAGAGUCUUGGAUGGAUAGAUCUGUUAUAGACGGAUAUAUAAGCAACAUCCACCUCUAGUAUUUGCCUAUUUUUAUUAAAUUAUUUGUGUUUAAAUAGAAAUUUCUAGCAAAUGUUACAAGAAACCAUCUGUCUCUUACAAUUAACCCCACUUUCGGUGAAAUUGUACGAAAGCGGUAGGUUCUAGAAACAAUCUUUAAGUGUUCAUCUGUAGCCGAGAUGUGUGUGUUGCGUGUGUAAAAGUAUGAUUAACUCACAUAUUUAUUGAAUGAUAGUGCCCCGCUCUCCCCUAACUUUUAAACCAGUUAAUUAUGCUCUGUCUAAAAGCAGGAAUAGCAGAAGUAUAUGCUAUUAGUAGUUGACAGAGCGGGUAAGACAUACUAUUACAAAACACCUUUCUCAGACCAACGUAACAUACCCUGCCAAAUGUAAACAUACAUUUGUUAUUUUAAAGCAAGGUAAAAAUAAGGUAGAUAAUCUUGGUCACGUUAAAAAAUGUGCUGUGAGAUAUUUUGAUGAUGCAAAACCAUAAAAUGAUACAAAAUCAGUGUUUUGUAUGCUAACUCUGUGCCUUAAUGCUGGUGGUCUUCAAUAACACUUUUUAUCUUCAUUUUUCUAAUUCUGUAUUUUCCACCUAUUCAAAGAAAACUUGAAGUGAUGCAGUGUGUGUUGCCAAUGCAUUCAUUUAAAAUGAAUUAUUUAUCCAAUAUUUAAACAUCCAAAUGUUUGCAGUUUAUAUGUAGCGUUUUGAUACUUUUAAAACAGUGUUGAUGUAACAGUUGCACUAUGUGUUUACAUUGGCCUGUUUCACUACAGCACCGGCCUACCUGAUUAAUUUGUGCGAGAAGUACUUAUUGACUGUCAAAAAGUUGCAAAAAUUGUUAUUAUGCAGCUGUGGCAUGAGAGUACGGUUGCUUUUCUUCAUAUGAAAUAUGCCUGUGCAAUAUAAAAAUGUGUUAUAUUACUGGAGCAAUUGCCUGGAAAUAGAUUUAUGUAAAAGGAUUUAGUUUUCAAUUUUGGUUAUCUUGUGAAACUACUACAUGCUACUUGUAACUCAAUAUGUAUGCAAGUAGGCAUUACAAAUAAAUAUUUUAAUUGCCUUCAA
Messenger RNA from Misgurnus anguillicaudatus (oriental weatherfish), 2640 nucleotides. RefSeq names its product secretion associated, Ras related GTPase 1Ab (gene sar1ab). Gene Ontology annotation, molecular function: GTPase activity; GTP binding. Lineage: Eukaryota; Metazoa; Chordata; Actinopteri; Cypriniformes; Cobitidae. Gene Ontology annotation, biological process: intracellular protein transport. The record is from RefSeq and is a predicted model, not a curated record.